This is a messenger RNA of Oppia nitens, 3156 nucleotides long. Its product is annotated as kinesin-like protein KIF28P. Bases 1 to 3156 code for a protein of 1051 amino acids. NCBI's taxonomy places the organism in Eukaryota, Metazoa, Arthropoda, Arachnida, Sarcoptiformes, Oppiidae. The record is from RefSeq and is a predicted model, not a curated record. Gene Ontology annotation, biological process: microtubule-based movement; cytoskeleton-dependent intracellular transport. Gene Ontology annotation, cellular component: kinesin complex; microtubule. Gene Ontology annotation, molecular function: ATP binding; ATP hydrolysis activity; microtubule binding. The transcript has 12 exons.
AUGAGUGAAACCGAGAACGUAAGGGUCGCCGUCCGGGUCCGACCUUUCAAUUCACGUGAAAAACAACGAAACGCUCAGUCGAUUGUGGCGAUGGACGACAACACGACACUCCUGUUUAGUGUCGACACCACCGCCUCCGUCGCCGCCGCUGACGAACCCAAAAGGUUUACAUUUGAUCGGAGCUAUUGGUCGCACAACGGAUUUACUGAAGCCGAUAAUGGCUUAUGUAUUGCCGAUGAUAAUCAUGAAAAUGGACUCAAAUAUGCCGAUCAGGAAACAGUAUAUCGAGACUUAGGACAUACACUAUUGAUGAACGCAUGGGACGGCUAUAAUGCAGCCAUGUUUGCCUACGGACAGACAGGUUCGGGAAAGUCAUACUCUAUUGUAGGGUACGGUCAGAAUAAAGGUAUAGUUCCCAGAUUUUGUGAGGAAAUAUUCCAGACAAUUGAACACCGAUCGGGUGACGGUAUGCAAGUUGAAGUUACGCUGUCGAUGCUAGAGAUAUACAAUGAAGUUGCCAAAGAUUUGCUAAAUGUUCAAAAACUACAACAACAAACUAAUGAUAAUAAUAAUAAUAGUAAUAAUAACAGCAAAAAUCAAAGCAAAUCAAAGAAAAAGGGUCUCAAAGUUAGAGAACAUCCGACUAAAGGAUUUUAUGCUGAAGGUCUGAAAUCAUUUUUGGUAACCAAUUAUAAGGAAAUUGAAGACCAUAUCAAUGAGGGUACGACUAAUAGGAGUAUUGCGGCCACAAAUAUGAAUGAGACGUCGUCGCGGGCGCACACCAUCAUUGUCAUCAAUUUGAUACAAAAGUCUAAUAACACAACUAAACAGUCGUCAAUUAAUUUGGUAGACUUGGCCGGAAGUGAACGUCUAUCUGGUACUCAAGCAACCGGUGACCGACUAAAAGAGGGCGUAUCGAUAAACCAGUCGCUCAGUUGUGUCGGCAAUUGUAUCCAUGCGUUGGCCGAAAAAGCUCAGGGAAAAAAUGUUAAGGUUCCCUAUCGGGACUCUGUCCUAACCCGACUGCUCCAGAAUGCAUUGGGCGGCAAUAGCAAAACGGUAAUGUUGGCCACCAUUAGUCCAGCCGAUAUCAACUACGAUGAAACACUAUCGACACUGAGAUACGCCGACAGAGCCAAACAAAUCAGAAAUCACGCAAAGAUUAAUAAGGAUUCAACUGAUAAAUUGGUUCGCGAGCUGCGCGAAGAAAAUGAAAAACUUAAACGCUUAAUGGAAACGGGAACUACCGGUUCGGGUAUGGCCAAUGGGUCGGCCACUCCUACGCCGAUCAACGGUAUGAUUAUGAUGGGWGCAAUGUCACCGGAUGCGCUCAAUGAGGCCAAACAGAGAUGGGAGGACGAAAUGCGGGCAGCGAUGGAGGAAAACGAGCGACAAAUGGCACAAAUGAAACAGUCGUAUGAGGAACGGCUCAGUAAGGAAGCUGAGGACAGGGCUGCCAGACAUAAGUCAGAUCAGCCGUCCGGUGGUGGUGGUGGUGGUCAGGAUGACCGUCAGCAGCUAGAACUGGACAAACGGGACAAUCCGUAUCUGUCGAAUCUGAAUUUUGAUGAACAACUAUCCGGUAAAAUCUGUUAUAUCAUACGAAAAGGUGUCAACACUAUUGGCAAAUCGGAGGACUGUGCCAUACAAUUGAUGGGUCCAUCAAUUCAGGAACAUCACGCACUGGUACAUCGGCUGGACAGCGGGAAAGUCAUACUCGAGCGGUGUUCCGAUGAUUGUCGGGUUCUGCUGAACGGCGAUGUUGUCAAUACUAAAGUCAAUCUAAGCCAUAACGAUAGGCUACUGUUCGGUACGACCCAGUUGUUUGUCUUCACCCAUUCGGAUCAGACACUCAAGUCUAAGAUGACUUACGCUGACGUAUCGUUUGAGUUGGCACAGGAAGAGAUUGCUACCAAAGCCGGGUUUGCACUGAACAAUGACGACCAAUCCAUGGAACAGGCAUUGUUGAACAAGGAUCUGCUUGAAGUGAUACCUACUGUCGACGAGGCCAAUGCCAUCAGCGAAGAACUGGAAAAGUUUGUCCGUUUCGAGAUAAUGCUGGUAUCGCCGCAAUUCUUGGGCAAACCGGGCGACCGAACCGAAGUAUACGUACGGAUGCGUAACAUUGAAAGCGGUCAGGAGUUUGAAUGGACUAAAGAUGAAUUUCUUAACCGACUUUACGUAAUGAAAGAGAUGUACCAAAACUACGAGUCCGGCGAAGAGGACUGGGAUCUGCCGCCAGAAAGAGAUCCGUUUGUCGAGGAYGCGCACCGGGAGUGUCAUAUCGGUACGGCUCAAGUCUAUCUACAAUCGCUGGCUUUUAUGAUUGAACUCAAAGAACAGUUGUCUAUUAACGACUAUACCGGCAGCGAAGUCGGUAUUGUCAACGUCGAAGUGGUUCCGUGCGAUCAAGUGGGCAACGAAUACGACGAAAGGGACGACGUCUAUGUUGAUAGUCCUCAGGAACUGAUGGGCCGAUCCAUACAUUUUGUUGUCAAAGUUAACGGCUGUCGUGGACUGCCGUCAAGAUUUACUGAUAUUUAUGUCCGAUUUCGGGUAUUUCUCGACGAAGAGGACAUCCGUACGGAUACAAUGUCCGACACAUCGAAUCCGGAUUUUAAUUUCAAAAAAAUCUAUUCAUUCAGUAGAGUUACCCAACAGUUGGUCGACUAUUUGAAGGACGGGUUUAUUAAUUUGCAAAUCUGGGGCAAACAGUCGGUAAAGUUUACAAAUAUUGGUAAACAGUCGACAAUCGGUGGCCGAAAUACGAAACAAUUGUUUCAGGAAGAGCUGGACAAACAGGGAAACGAAUUGAUGACUGGUUUCAAAAUGAAUGGUCGUAUAGUUGAUCCAAACAAACAAAGUAUUAUCGUUGAGCUGUUGCUGAUGAAGAAACAACAGGCCCGACAACAACAGCGUAUUGAAAAUAUCAGACGUUUAGUAGAAAUGGCAGAAAAUUGUAGGAAAAAGAAAAUAUCGGUUCAAUUGGUUAAGGAUUUACUUUUUACGACUACCCCUGAAAUGGCCGAUGCGCUCAUCAAUCAGGUGCCCGAAGGGUUUAAGUUUCUCAACCAGAAACCAUUGAUCAACUUAAAAAAAACAUUGAACGCGAAAAAAGGGCGAUUCCAAUGGAUAUGCUUCAAAGAGUUGCGCUAA